GUAUUUUUACCGCCACGGUCACACGCUGCUCCUUCGCUUUUUGUUUUAUUUUAAAACAAAACAAAGCCAAAACGUUGGAAAAACGGCAAUUCAUUUUGGGAAUUAUAAAGCUGGGCCUGUUUGCCCGCGCCUUCAGCAUGGCGUGGCGUUCCGUGGGAGCCAAUAAUGAGGACCUCAUUCGUCAACUGAAGGAUCACGGCGUCAUAGCAAGUGAUGCGGUGGCCAAGGCGAUGGCGGAGACCGACCGCAAGCAUUACUCUCCGCGCAACCCCUACAUGGACGCCCCGCAACCCAUCGGAGGUGGUGUCACCAUCAGUGCUCCUCAUAUGCAUGCGUUCGCCUUGGAGUAUCUGCGCGACCACCUGAAGCCUGGAGCUCGUGUGCUGGACGUGGGCUCUGGAUCGGGAUACCUUACGGCCUGCUUUUAUCGAUAUAUCAAGGCCAAGGGCGCCGAUGCGGAGACCCGUAUCGUGGGCAUAGAGCAUCAGGCGGAUCUGGUAAGGAUUAGCAAGGCCAACCUAAACUCAGAUGACCGUAGCAUGCUCGACUCGGGUCAGUUGGUGAUCGUCGAGGGCGACGGACGCAAGGGAUACCCAGGCAGUGCCCCCUACAACGCCAUCCAUGUGGGAGCUGCUGCUCCGGACACGCCCACCGAACUGAUAAACCAACUGGCCAACGGGGGACGCCUAAUAGUGCCCGUCGGCCCUGACGGCGGCUCUCAGUACAUGCAACAGUACGACAAGGGCGCCGAUGGGAAGGUGGAGAUGACACGGCUCAUGGGCGUGAUGUACGUGCCUCUCACGGAUCUACGCUCCUGACUGCACCGAGUGGGAAGAAUGCUGGUUGUGGUGCUGCUGCUCGGCUUUACUAUCUACCAAAUUUGGGCUUAUUUUCGAUAGUAUUAAUCAUCCAAACGAAAUUAAAAUGCUUGUUUCCAAUUAAAUAUGUUUCCUGAGCAAACGA
Molecule: messenger RNA, 963 nt
Organism: Drosophila takahashii
Lineage: Eukaryota; Metazoa; Arthropoda; Insecta; Diptera; Drosophilidae
Gene: Pcmt
Product: Protein-L-isoaspartate (D-aspartate) O-methyltransferase
Biological process (GO): protein modification process
Cellular component (GO): cytoplasm
Molecular function (GO): protein-L-isoaspartate (D-aspartate) O-methyltransferase activity
Source: RefSeq, a predicted model, not a curated record